CUCAUAUACUGUUGACUCAUACUCAUACUGAAUAUGAGGAAGUAGAGCCUUUCAUUUUUCAGUUUAAGCUGCUACACGGUACACGCAAAAGCAAUCAAGAAAUGAAAGAUGUCAGAACAAAGGACACAGGAACCCUCAAAGCAGAAUCUCCCAAGCAACAAAGGAUUGCCUGAAAUUAGAAUUAUACUGAUUGGGGGUCGCCAACUGGGUGGAAUAGAAUCAAGUGGAAAAAGUUCCGUAGGAAACACCAUCCUGGGAAAAAAUGCUUUUGUUGUGGGAAGAAGAACUGCCCGAUCUGUUCAAGCUGAGGGAGAAGUACAUGGAAGACAUGUUACUGUGGUUGACACCCCAGGCUGGUGGUGGCAUUAUGCUGGAGAAAAUACUCCAACGUUUGACAUACAGGAAAUUAUAAGGUGCCCAACACUGUGUCCCCCUGGACCUCACGCAUUCCUUCUGGUCAUUCCUGUAGAUAAUAUAUUUCCAAAAGUCUAUAGAAUGGCUUUGAAUGAACAUUUGGAGUUUUUGUCAGAGAAUGUCUGGAAACACCUUAUUGUGCUCUUUAGCUGCAUUGCUCCAUUUGAUGAAAGAUCUUUCAAAAAGAAUCUUAGAAUCUGGCCAGACCUCCAAUUACUUCUAAGAAGGUGUCAGAACAGGUAUCAUGUCCUUAAUAUUCAAGACAGGAAUGACAGCUCUCAAGUGAUCAAACUGCUGAAACAAAUUGAGGAAAUGGUAGCCCAAAACAAUUACUUUAAAUUCAGCGAAAGGAUGUCUAUAGAGGGUGAGAGAGAGAAAAUAAGAAAGGAAAAAGUCAAACAAAGAAUUAUUGCAGUCAAUAGUCAAAGGAUUGAACUCCAAGCAUCCAUAAAAGCUGAGGAACAAUAUCUUACUGAUAUACAGAUAGUAAUUCUUGGAGCAUCGUGGGCUGCAAGGAGUUCUGCAGGCAACCUCAUUCUGGGUGAAGAAGCUUUUCAAGUUGACGAUUCAAGAACAACAGUGUGCUGUGAGGUUAGGCAUGCUGAAGUGCAUGGAAGACACCUGACUAUAGUCGAUACUCCAGGCUGGUUCUGGCAAUAUCCUCUCGAAAAGACAUCAGAGAUUGACAAACUGGAGAUAAGACGUAGUGUGCAUCUAUGUUCUCCUGGCCCACAUGCUAUUCUGUUAACUGUUCCCGUUGCCACAGCAUUUAAUACAUUUUAUCGAACAGCUGUGGAGGAACACCUGGGUCUUUUAGGGAAGGAUGUGUGGAGCCAUACAAUUGUGCUGUUCACCAGAGGAGACUGGCUUGGGGAUACAACCAUUGAGGAACGUAUUGAAGAAGAAGAGCACCUUGAGUGGCUAAUGGAACAAUGUGGGUACAGAUACCAUGUAUUUAACUGUAAGAAUCACACUGACAGCACACAAGCCACAGAACUCCUAAAGAAGAUUGAGGAAAUGGUGAUGGAAAACAAAGGUUGUCACUAUGUGCCAGAUGAGAAGAGCAAUCCAUUCAACGAGCUUGAGCUAAAGCUGAAGAAAGGCAAAAAAGACAUGAAGAAAUGGCGUAGACAAAAAUACAUGCUUCACAAGCUGCUUAAAGAAAGAAAAAGAAAACUCUCAGAAGUUAGGAUUGUGCUUCUUGGAGGAGAAGGAGUUGGAAAAAGUACAUCAGGAAACGAGAUUUUGCAAGAAGGAUUUUUUGACAUUACACUAGAGGAUGGAUUUAAACCCCAUCCAAAGGCAAAGCAAUGUGUGAUUAAACAAAGGGAAGUUGCAGAAUGUCAAAUCUCAGUGGUUGACACACCAGGAUGGUCAACAUCAAAUCUGGAAGAUGCAAAAGAAAUUCUACGCAGUGUGACUGUUUGUUCACCAGGUCCGCAUGCAUUCCUGCUAGUGCUACCAGUAGAUAAGACUUUUACAAAAAAAGAUGAAAAAACAAUGAUGGAGUUAAUGAGCCUUUUUGGGGAGCAUGUCUGGAGAUAUACUCUAAUUAUAUUCUCUGGACACUGGCUGAAGGACACACCAGUUGAGCAUUACAUUGCAUGUGAAGGAGAAGCCCUGCAGACUUUGAUAAGAAAGUGUGAGUACAGAUAUCAUGUGCUAGCUGAUAACAGUCAUAACAUCAAAAAUCUGCUUAAGAUGAUUGAAGAGAUGGUGGCAAGAAACAGAGGGGAAUACUUUACUCAACAAAACAGAGAAAAAAAGGCAACAACAUCAGUGAUCCAAUGGUUUACUGGGAAGGUACUGACUGAAGAAGAGUGGAAAAAACGUGAGGAUGAACUCAUCGCGAGGAUGCUGGAAGCAGCAGUUGUGGACCUAGAUGCAGAAUCCGAACAACCAUCUGGCAGACGAAGGCAAAGCUUUGACAAAGCGAUCCCUAGUAUGAGUGGAGAUUCAUUGUCAGACACCACCAGUUCAGUUGGAGCUAAUACUCUGAACCCUACUGACAAAGUAUCUCAAUGGCUCCGGCAUCUAAGAAAUAAUGCACCAUCAUCUGGAUAUGACACAAUGAGCAUUGCAUCAAGUUCUCAGCAUUCAAACAUGGAAAGAAUCAAAGAUAUUUUUGCAAUGGUCCAAAACCAUCCUGGUGACAUGGACACUCCAAAAUAUGCAAGGAAUAUGAGAGAAGAAAAACGUGCUAGAUCGUUUUCAAUGUGAAGAGUCAAUGUUCUCUACAACCCAAACUAUGCACAUACUGUAUAUAAUGUAAUCUAACAAUGACUGGAUGUAAUUAAUUACCGAAGAACUUAUGUCAACAUAACUAAGUGAGUCUACUGUCUGUUGUGUUGUUCAUUCAAAACAUUGCAGAAAUAAAGAGACUCAAUGCCGAGAAAACCAA
This is a messenger RNA of Pimephales promelas (fathead minnow), 2815 nucleotides long. RefSeq names its product GTPase IMAP family member 8. Gene Ontology annotation, molecular function: GTP binding. The record is from RefSeq and is a predicted model, not a curated record. Lineage: Eukaryota; Metazoa; Chordata; Actinopteri; Cypriniformes; Leuciscidae.